AUGCCAUUUAAAGAGAACAGCCCCCAACCUCAGAAAGUUCUAAUCACAGGUAUUAGUGGUUUUGUUGGAGCUCAUGUUGCAAAAACCUUCCUGGAUAAUGGAUGGGAAGUGAUCGGUACGGUGCGAUCAGCCGAGAAAGGCGAAAGCCUACUCGAUUUACCAGGUUUUUCAUCAUUUGCAAAAGAUGGCAAAAUAAAAUUCGCAGUCGUUGAAGACAUCAGCAAGGCCGACUUCAAUCCAAUCUUGUGCGGUGUUGAUGCCCUCGCGCAUACUGCUAGCCCUUUUCAUUUCGACGGCAAGAAGUUUUCCGAUUAUGCUGGACCAGCGAUUGAGGGGACUCUGAACGUCCUCAAGGCUGCUCAAGGCUUUCCUCGAAUCAAGGCCGUCGUUGUUACUUCCUCUUUCGUAUCGGUAGUCGAUCACACGGAGCCUCCCGAAAAGCAAGGUGGAAGAGUUUACUCGGAGGCCGACUGGCUCCCAAUCACCUAUGAGGCCGCUGAUGCAAGUACUGAUUCCUCACUUUGGUAUUGCGCAUCUAAGAAACUGGCGGAAGAAGCCGCGUGGAGAGUUAAAGAAGCGGGUGCACCUUGGAAUUUGGCUACCAUUUGUCCGCCAAUGAUAUUUGGUCCAGUCAUUCACACCGAAAACCUGAGUGGCCUGAAUGAAUCCUCACGCCAGUUGUACGACUUAUUUGCAGGAAACACGCACGGAGAAGUACCGCCUACACGCUUCCCUUGUCUUUCAGAUGUGCGUGAUGUGGCCGAGGCUCAUUACCAAGCCAUUUCCCGAAUGGCAAGCGGUAGAUUCAUAGUCGCAUCAGGCGUUUACGAUAACCAGCGCAUCGUGGAUACGAUACGUCAAAAGAUCCCCCACGCCUCGGGGCAAGUUCCUACCGGACGACCAGGGAAGCAUUAUCGCCCAGAAGAAGUUUACGCUCUUAACUCUGACAAAGCGAAGAUAGAACUUGGUAUCAGGAUCAGGGAAUUCGAUGAAAUCAUUGUAGAUACUGUUCAAAAUUAUAUCGACCUCGGGGCCCGAUUCUAA
Molecule: messenger RNA, 1044 nt
Organism: Puccinia triticina
Lineage: Eukaryota; Fungi; Basidiomycota; Pucciniomycetes; Pucciniales; Pucciniaceae
Exons: 5
Coding region: 1-1044 (347 amino acids)
Molecular function (GO): oxidoreductase activity, acting on the CH-OH group of donors, NAD or NADP as acceptor
Source: RefSeq, a predicted model, not a curated record